GGGAGGUGGAGGGAACGAGAGAAAGGCGAGGCAAGGCGAGGCACCCGACGGGACGAGACGAAACGAGACGCCGGAGUGGUGCGUGUCAGCGUCCAUCCUAACGGGACGGAGCUCCGGCUUCGGGGACAUGGAAUUACAAAGUAGCUGCUAACGCUCUCCUGGCCAGGCUCCCCAAGCAAGCAGGCACAGCUCCUGGGGGCGACAAGAAUCCUCAAGAAAAACAUGUCGGACAAGAUGUCUAGUUUCCUGCAUAUUGGAGACAUUUGUUCUCUAUACGCAGAGGGAUCGACAAAUGGAUUUAUCAGCACCUUGGGCCUGGUGGAUGACCGAUGUGUUGUGCAGCCAGAAACAGGCGAUCUGAACAACCCACCCAAGAAAUUCCGAGAUUGCCUCUUUAAGCUAUGUCCUAUGAAUCGAUACUCUGCCCAGAAGCAGUUUUGGAAAGCUGCAAAGCCUGGCGCCAACAGCACGACGGAUGCAGUACUACUUAACAAAUUGCACCAUGCAGCAGAUUUGGAGAAAAAGCAAAAUGAGACAGAAAACAGGAAGCUCUUGGGAACCGUCAUCCAGUAUGGCAAUGUCAUUCAGCUCCUGCAUUUGAAAAGUAACAAAUACUUAACAGUGAACAAGAGGCUUCCAGCUCUCCUAGAGAAGAAUGCAAUGCGAGUGACUUUGGAUGAGGCUGGGAAUGAAGGCUCUUGGUUUUAUAUUCAGCCAUUCUACAAGCUACGGUCUAUAGGAGACAGUGUUGUCAUUGGAGACAAAGUGGUUCUGAAUCCUGUCAAUGCUGGACAGCCUCUUCAUGCCAGCAGUCACCAGCUGGUGGACAACCCAGGCUGCAAUGAGGUUAAUUCUGUCAACUGCAACACCAGCUGGAAAAUUGUCCUUUUCAUGAAAUGGAGUGAUAACAAAGAUGACAUAUUAAAAGGGGGUGAUGUGGUCAGAUUGUUCCAUGCAGAGCAAGAGAAGUUUCUGACCUGUGAUGAGCAUCGAAAGAAGCAGCAUGUCUUCUUGAGGACCACUGGGAGGCAGUCAGCCACUUCUGCAACCAGUUCCAAAGCCCUUUGGGAGGUCGAGGUGGUACAACAUGACCCAUGUCGUGGUGGAGCAGGAUACUGGAAUAGUCUCUUUCGUUUCAAACAUCUUGCUACCGGGCAUUACUUAGCAGCAGAGGUAGACCCUGACUAUGAGGAAGAAUGCCUGGAGUUUCAAUCCUCAAUGGAUUCUGAUCAGGACACAUCAAGAAGCAGGUUACGAAAUGCCCAGGAAAAGAUGGCGUACUCCCUAGUCUCUGUGCCAGAAGGAAACGAUAUCUCUUCCAUCUUUGAGCUAGAUCCUACUACUUUGCGAGGAGGUGAUAGCCUUGUUCCAAGAAACUCCUAUGUCAGGCUCAGACACCUGUGCACUAAUACCUGGGUUCACAGCACAAAUAUCCCCAUUGACAAGGAAGAAGAAAAACCGGUGAUGCUUAAAAUUGGCACAUCUCCCGUGAAGGAAGACAAGGAAGCUUUUGCCAUAGUUCCGGUGUCUCCUGCUGAGGUUCGAGAUUUGGACUUUGCCAAUGAUGCCAGCAAGGUUUUGGGAUCCAUUGCUGGAAAGCUGGAAAAAGGGACUAUUACACAGAAUGAAAGAAGAUCGGUGACCAAGCUGCUUGAAGACCUAGUUUACUUUGUCACUGGUGGAACUAAUUCAGGUCAAGAUGUUCUUGAAGUCGUGUUCUCCAAACCUAAUAGAGAACGCCAGAAACUGAUGAGAGAACAGAAUAUUCUCAAGCAGAUUUUCAAGCUACUGCAGGCCCCAUUUACAGACUGUGGAGAUGGACCAAUGCUGCGUUUGGAGGAGCUAGGGGACCAGCGGCACGCUCCCUUCCGACAUAUCUGCCGGCUGUGCUACAGGGUGUUAAGGCAUUCGCAACAAGACUACAGAAAGAACCAGGAGUACAUCGCCAAGCAGUUUGGCUUUAUGCAGAAGCAAAUUGGCUAUGAUGUUCUGGCUGAAGAUACGAUUACAGCUCUGCUUCACAACAAUCGGAAACUCCUGGAGAAGCACAUCACUGCCGCCGAGAUCGACACCUUUGUCAGUCUCGUGAGAAAAAACCGGGAGCCCAGAUUCUUAGAUUACCUCUCUGACCUGUGUGUGUCCAUGAACAAGUCAAUUCCGGUGACCCAAGAACUGAUCUGUAAAGCGGUGCUGAAUCCAACUAAUGCCGACAUACUGAUUGAGACUAAGUUGGUUCUUUCUCGUUUUGAGUUCGAAGGAGUGUCCACUGGUGAAAAUCCUCUGGAAGCUGGAGAAGAUGAGGAGGAGGUUUGGCUGUUCUGGAGAGACAGCAACAAGGAGAUUCGCAGUAAGAGUGUCCGGGAGCUGGCUCAGGAUGCUAAGGAAGGGCAAAAAGAAGAUCGGGAUGUCCUCAGCUACUACAGGUAUCAGCUGAACCUGUUUGCUAGGAUGUGUUUAGACAGACAAUAUCUGGCCAUCAAUGAAAUAUCCGGUCAACUUGACGUAGACCUCAUUCUUCGAUGUAUGUCUGAUGAGAACUUGCCCUAUGAUCUGAGAGCAUCGUUCUGCCGACUGAUGCUCCAUAUGCAUGUGGACAGAGACCCUCAGGAACAGGUUACUCCUGUGAAAUAUGCCCGCCUGUGGUCAGAGAUCCCUUCGGAAAUAGCGAUUGAUGACUAUGAUAGCAGUGGAACAUCCAAAGAUGAAAUUAAAGAGAGAUUUGCUCAGACUAUGGAAUUUGUGGAGGAAUAUUUAAGAGAUGUUGUUUGUCAGAGAUUUCCCUUCUCUGAUAAAGAGAAAAAUAAGCUCACAUUCGAGGUUGUAAACUUGGCCAGAAAUCUCAUCUAUUUUGGUUUCUACAACUUCUCUGACCUCUUACGAUUAACCAAGAUCCUGCUGGCUAUCUUAGAUUGUGUACAUGUUACUACUAUAUUCCCUAUUAGCAAAAUGGCAAAAGGAGAAGAGAAUAAAGGCAGUAAUGUGAUGAGGUCCAUCCAUGGAGUUGGAGAGUUGAUGACUCAGGUUGUUCUCAGGGGAGGAGGGUUUUUGCCCAUGACUCCCAUGGCAGCUGCACCUGAAGGGAAUGUGAAACAAGCAGAGCCUGAGAAAGAAGAUAUCAUGGUCAUGGACACCAAGUUGAAGAUCAUUGAGAUUCUUCAGUUUAUUUUGAAUGUGAGAUUGGAUUAUAGGAUCUCAUGCCUCCUGUGUAUAUUUAAACGGGAGUUUGAUGAAAGCAAUUCCCAGACUUCAGAGACAUCCUCAGGAAGCAGCAACCAAGAGGGACCAAGUAAUGUACCAGGAGCUCUUGACUUUGAACAUAUUGAGGAGCAAGCUGAGGGAAUCUUUGGAGGUAGUGAAGAGAACACACCACUGGACCUGGACGAUCAUGGAGGCAGAACGUUUCUUCGGGUCUUGCUCCAUUUGACAAUGCAUGACUAUCCACCUCUUGUGUCUGGGGCACUUCAGCUUCUCUUCAGGCACUUCAGUCAGAGGCAAGAAGUCCUUCAAGCAUUCAAACAGGUUCAACUACUUGUUACCAGCCAAGAUGUUGACAACUAUAAGCAAAUCAAACAAGACUUGGACCAACUAAGGUCAAUAGUGGAAAAGUCAGAACUUUGGGUAUAUAAAGGACAGGGACCUGAUGAGACAAUGGAUGGAGCAUCUGGUGAAAAUGAACACAAGAAAACAGAGGAAGGGAAUAACAAGUCUCAAAAGCAUGAAAGUACCAGUAGCUACAACUACAGAGUGGUAAAAGAGAUUUUGAUUAGACUUAGCAAACUGUGUGUCCAAGAGAGCGCCUCUGUCAGGAAGAGCAGAAAGCAGCAGCAACGGUUACUGAGAAACAUGGGAGCCCAUGCCGUUGUCCUGGAACUCUUACAGAUCCCCUAUGAGAAGGCUGAAGAUACCCGGAUGCAAGAGAUCAUGAAGCUGGCUCAUGAGUUUUUACAGAAUUUCUGUGCUGGUAAUCAGCAGAAUCAGGCACUCCUCCACAAGCACAUAAACCUCUUUCUGAAUCCUGGGAUCCUGGAGGCAGUGACCAUGCAGCAUAUUUUCAUGAAUAACUUCCAGCUUUGCAGUGAGAUCAACGAGAGAGUCGUCCAGCACUUUGUCCAUUGUAUUGAAACACAUGGCAGGAAUGUCCAGUACAUCAAAUUCCUGCAAACAAUUGUCAAGGCUGAAGGGAAGUUUAUUAAAAAAUGCCAAGACAUGGUCAUGGCGGAGUUGGUUAAUUCAGGAGAAGAUGUCCUUGUGUUCUACAAUGACAGAGCCUCCUUCCAGACUCUCAUCCAGAUGAUGAGAUCAGAGCGGGACCGAAUGGAUGAAAAUAGCCCUCUGAUGUACCAUAUCCAUUUGGUAGAACUCUUAGCAGUGUGCACAGAGGGUAAAAAUGUCUACACCGAGAUCAAGUGUAACUCCCUCCUUCCUUUAGAUGACAUUGUCCGAGUAGUGACCCAUGAGGACUGCAUCCCUGAGGUUAAAAUCGCAUACAUCAACUUUCUGAACCAUUGCUAUGUGGACACCGAGGUAGAAAUGAAGGAGAUUUAUACCAGUAAUCAUAUGUGGAAGUUAUUUGAGAAUUUUCUUGUUGACAUCUGUAGGGCAUGUAACAACACAAGUGACAGGAAACAUGCCGACAAUAUUCUGGAGAAAUACGUGACCGAGAUCGUCAUGAGCAUUGUGACAACCUUCUUCAGCUCCCCCUUCUCUGAUCAAAGCACCACCUUGCAGACUCGUCAGCCAGUCUUUGUACAGCUGCUACAGGGAGUGUUCAGGGUUUAUCACUGCAACUGGCUGAUGCCAAGCCAGAAAGCCUCCGUUGAGAGUUGUAUAAGGGUGCUCUCUGAUGUAGCUAAAAGCCGGGCAAUCGCCAUUCCUGUGGACUUGGACAGCCAGGUCAACAAUCUGUUCCUGAAGUCACACAACAUUGUGCAGAAAACUGCCAUGAACUGGCGGCUGUCAGCAAGAAAUGCUGCUCGCAGGGACUCUGUCCUCGCCGCUUCCCGUGAUUACAGGAACAUCAUUGAAAGAUUGCAGGAUAUAGUUUCUGCAUUAGAAGACCGUUUACGGCCCCUUGUCCAGGCAGAGUUGUCCGUGCUCGUGGAUGUCCUCCAUCGACCAGAACUGCUUUUCCCAGAGAACACAGAUGCCCGAAGAAAAUGUGAAAGCGGAGGCUUUAUCUGCAAGUUAAUAAAACAUACCAAACAGCUGCUAGAAGAAAAUGAAGAAAAACUUUGUAUCAAAGUGUUACAAACACUCAGGGAAAUGAUGACCAAAGAUAGAGGCUAUGGAGAAAAGGGUGAGGCACUCAGGCAAAUUUUGGUCAACCGUUACUAUGGAAACAUCAGACCUGCAGGAAGAAGAGAGAGCCUUACGAGCUUUGGCAAUGGCCCGCUAUCUCCAGGAGGACCUAGCAAAGCUGGGGGAGGAGGGGGAAGUUCAGCAUCCAGUACCAUGAGUAGAGGUGAAAUGAGUUUGGCAGAUGUUCAGUGCCAUCUGGAUAAAGAAGGGGCAUCCAAUCUCGUCAUUGACCUCAUUAUGAAUGCAUCCAGUGACCGAGUUUUUCAUGAAAGCAUCCUGCUUGCCAUUGCACUCUUGGAAGGUGGAAACACCACCAUACAGCACUCCUUUUUCUGCCGAUUGACAGAGGAUAAAAAGUCAGAAAAAUUCUUUAAAGUUUUCUAUGACCGAAUGAAAGUGGCCCAACAAGAAAUCAAGGCAACAGUCACUGUUAACACAAGUGACUUGGGGAAUAAGAAGAAAGAUGAUGAUCCAGACAGAGAUGCCCCAUCACGUAAAAGAGCAAAAGAGCCCUCAACCCAGAUAACAGAAGAGGUCCGAGACCAGUUAUUGGAGGCCUCCACUGCCACAAGGAAAGCUUUCACCACCUACAGAAGAGAGGCGGAUCCUGAUGACCAUUUCCCAUCUGGAGAAGGUGGAACCCCAGCCACACCAGAUAAACCCAAAGAUGACUUGGAGAUGAGUGCUGUGAUCACAAUCAUGCAACCCAUUCUCCGCUUCUUACAGCUCCUCUGUGAAAACCAUAACCGAGAUCUUCAGAACUUCCUUCGUUGUCAAAAUAAUAAGACCAACUACAACUUGGUGUGCGAGACGUUGCAGUUUCUGGAUUGCAUUUGUGGGAGCACAACUGGAGGGCUUGGACUUCUGGGUCUGUAUAUAAAUGAGAAGAAUGUCGCACUAAUCAACCAGACGCUGGAAACACUUUCUCCAUCUCUGCUGGCUCGACAUAACAAAGAACUUCAGAACAUGUUGAAACCUGGAGGUCAAGUAGAAGGAGAUGAAGCUCUAGAAUUCUAUGCCAAACACACAGCACAAAUUGAGAUCGUCAGGUUAGAUCGCACGAUGGAGCAAAUAGUUUUCCCUGUGCCCAGUAUAUGUGAAUUUCUUACCAAGGAGUCCAAACUACGGAUAUAUUACACCACCGAGAGGGACGAACAAGGGAGUAAAAUAAAUGACUUUUUCUUGAGAUCUGAAGACCUCUUCAAUGAAAUGAACUGGCAGAAGAAGCUGAGAGCCCAGCCAGUGUUGUACUGGUGCUCUAGGAACAUGUCCUUCUGGAGCAGCAUUUCAUUUAACCUGGCCGUCCUGAUGAAUCUACUUGUUGCAUUUUUCUACCCAUUUAAAGGAGUCCGAGGAGGCACCCUUGAGCCACACUUGUCAGGACUGCUGUGGACCGCCAUGCUGAUCUCCUUGGCCAUAGUCAUCGCCCUCCCCAAGCCCCACGGCAUCCGAGCGCUCAUUGCUUCCACUAUCCUCCGACUCAUCUUUUCGGUUGGCUUGCAGCCCACGUUGUUCCUUCUGGGCGCUUUCAAUGUCUGUAAUAAAAUCAUUUUCCUGAUGAGCUUUGUCGGGAACUGUGGGACCUUCACAAGAGGAUACCGAGCAAUGAUCCUGGAUGUUGAGUUCCUUUAUCAUCUGUUAUAUCUCCUUAUCUGUGCCAUGGGACUCUUUGUUCAUGAAUUCUUCUACAGUCUGUUGCUUUUUGACUUGGUGUACAGAGAAGAGACUCUGCUUAAUGUCAUUAAGAGUGUUACUCGCAAUGGACGAUCCAUCAUCCUGACUGCUGUUCUUGCCCUGAUCCUGGUUUACCUGUUCUCCAUUGUGGGCUAUCUGUUCUUCAAAGAUGACUUUAUCUUAGAAGUAGAUAGACUGCCCAACGAAACCUCACUUCCAGAUACCAGUGAAAGUCUGGCGGGAGAGUUCCUGUAUUCUGAUGUGUGUAGGUUGGGGGCUGGGGAAAACUGUUCUGCUCCCGUACACACAGAAGAGCUGACUCCGGCAGAACAAAUCGAAGAAGAUAAAGAACAUACGUGUGAGACAUUACUGAUGUGCAUUGUUACUGUGCUGAGUCACGGGCUGAGAAGUGGGGGUGGAGUAGGAGAUGUGCUCAGGAAGCCAUCCAAAGAGGAACCUCUUUUUGCUGCCCGAGUGAUUUAUGACCUCCUGUUCUUCUUUAUGGUGAUUAUCAUCGUCCUUAACCUGAUUUUUGGGGUCAUCAUCGAUACCUUUGCUGACCUGAGGAGUGAAAAGCAGAAGAAAGAGGAGAUCUUGAAGACCACCUGCUUUAUUUGUGGCUUAGAGCGAGACAAAUUCGAUAACAAGACAGUCACUUUUGAAGAGCACAUUAAAGAGGAACACAACAUGUGGCAUUAUUUGUGCUUCAUCGUCUUGGUUAAGGUGAAGGAUUCUACCGAGUACACAGGACCGGAAAGCUACGUGGCGGAGAUGAUCAAGGAAAGAAAUCUGGACUGGUUCCCUAGGAUGCGAGCUAUGUCACUGGUCAGUAGUGAUUCUGAAGGAGAGCAAAAUGAGCUGAGGAACCUGCAGGAAAAGCUGGAGUCCACCAUGAAGCUCGUUACCAAUCUCUCUGGUCAGCUGUCAGAAUUAAAGGAUCAGAUGACAGAACAAAGGAAGCAGAAACAGAGAAUUGGCCUUCUAGGACAUCCUCCUCACAUGAACGUCAACCCACAGCAACCAGCAUAAGUCAAUGAAAUAAAGGGGUAGUAUUUAAUCAUCAUUAUUAUUAUUAUUAA
Messenger RNA from Gracilinanus agilis (Agile Gracile Mouse Opossum), 8051 nucleotides. RefSeq names its product inositol 1,4,5-trisphosphate receptor type 1 (gene ITPR1). Bases 223 to 8001 code for a protein of 2592 amino acids. Gene Ontology annotation, biological process: calcium ion transmembrane transport. Gene Ontology annotation, cellular component: endoplasmic reticulum; membrane. Gene Ontology annotation, molecular function: inositol 1,4,5-trisphosphate-gated calcium channel activity; inositol 1,4,5 trisphosphate binding. The record is from RefSeq and is a predicted model, not a curated record. The transcript has 56 exons. Lineage: Eukaryota; Metazoa; Chordata; Mammalia; Didelphimorphia; Didelphidae.